AUGUCAACUACUCGAAUUCCGACAUAUUUUGUCUCGCAUGGGUCUCCUAUGAUGGCUCUACCGAACGACAACGAAAAGCUCACUCAAGAUUUCUUACGAGAUCUCGGCAAGGACUUGUUGGGGUCUGGUAAAAUAAAGGGAGUCGUUAUAUGCUCUGCUCAUUGGGAAGAAGAUCAGAAUGGACUGCAGGCUCCACGAGUAGCUGUUACGACUGCAAGGCACCCUGAAUUGAUAUACGAUUUUUAUGGAUUCCCUCAUAAACUAUAUGAAGUUGAAUAUCACGCUCAAGGCUCUGAAGAGCUAGGGAAACGUGUGCAAGAGGCCUUGACCGAACAAAACAUCAAUUGUGAUUUGGACAACAAGCGUGGCCUCGAUCACGGCGCAUGGGUCGCGGCGAAGCUCAUGUUUCCAGACUCGGGUCCAACCAACGAAACUACUGUACCGAUCGUACAACUGUCUCUCUCCUCGUCGCUGGAUCCAGACUUCCACGUUGCUGUUGGCAAAGCUAUCAAGCCAUUGCGCGACGAAGGAAUCCUAAUUCUAGGAUCUGGUGGUGCAGUCCACAAUCUACGUCAAUUGUUUGGUCCAAAAGCUUCAUGGUCGACCGGGUUCAUUGAGGCCUUGACUGAGGUUUUCACAGCCCACGGUGAAGAUCGAAGGAAAGGCGUUGCUGCUCUCACCAAGCUACCAGUAUUCAGGAUGGCACAUCCGAGGGCAGAGCAUUUUAUGCCUGUGGCUGUGGUGAUUGGCGCUGCGGAUGAUUUGGAGGAUGGUACUGUUGUACACGAGAACUAUCCAGACUUUGCUCCAAAUUUAGCUCUACAUGCGUUUAAGGUUGGCACAUAA
Synchytrium microbalum is the source of this 846-nucleotide messenger RNA. RefSeq lists its product as uncharacterized. Gene Ontology annotation, molecular function: ferrous iron binding; oxidoreductase activity, acting on single donors with incorporation of molecular oxygen; zinc ion binding. Lineage: Eukaryota; Fungi; Chytridiomycota; Chytridiomycetes; Synchytriales; Synchytriaceae. The record is from RefSeq and is a predicted model, not a curated record. Bases 1 to 846 code for a protein of 281 amino acids. The transcript has 4 exons.